Mangifera indica (mango) is the source of this 2281-nucleotide messenger RNA. Its product is annotated as pentatricopeptide repeat-containing protein At4g16835, mitochondrial. NCBI's taxonomy places the organism in Eukaryota, Viridiplantae, Streptophyta, Magnoliopsida, Sapindales, Anacardiaceae. Gene Ontology annotation, molecular function: protein binding; RNA binding; zinc ion binding. The transcript has a single exon. The record is from RefSeq and is a predicted model, not a curated record. Gene Ontology annotation, biological process: RNA modification. The coding region runs from base 220 to 2148 and encodes 642 amino acids.
UCCCAGCAACAAAUUACUUGAGAAUACCAGGCUCGGAAAUACUUGAGCCCAAAGGAAGCAAAUGAUCAAGUUUAUCCAAUGAUAAACAGUCUGCAAUGGCGAUUUACAUCGAGACAGCACCAACGUUAUUGUUAACGUUAGAAUCUGCCUUUCGUUGUUUCCUUGUUGUAUGAUGAUGCUGUGUAUUGUAUAAUUAACUGAGUUUUUUUACACUUACUAAUGCUUUACCUCAGAAGUACAAGAAACCAACAAUACUCGACUCCUUUCCGCAAAAUUUUCUUACCAAUCAGAUACCAAAACUGUCUUUUCUAUAUCCAAUCCCCAAAUGCCAACCCAAGCAAGCAUUGCUAUAGUGAAAUCAUUUCAUCAAAUAAGAGUAUUACUACCUACAUUAGAUUAGGUGACUUAGAUUCUGCCCUUAAAGUAUUCAAUAACAUUACGGUUAAGACAACAGUCACUUGGAAUUCAAUCUUAGCGGCCUAUUCCAGAAGGAAGGGAAAAAUGAAGGAAGCACAGGAACUGUUCGAUAAAAUUCCUUACCCAGAUACGGUUACAUAUAAUAUCAUGCUUUCUUGUAUUUUACUCAAUUCUGAUGAUAUAGAAGCUGCUUUUGAUUUCUUUAAUCGAUUGCCUUUCAAAGAUAUAGCUUCUUGGAAUACAAUGAUAUCAGGUUUCGUCCGUGACAAGAGAAUGAGCAAAGCUCGGGACCUGUUUUUGGCCAUGCCAGAGAAAAACAGUGUUUCUUGGAGUGCUAUGAUAUCUGGGUAUGUUGAGUGUGGGGAGUUGGAUAGAGCCGUGGAAUUUUUUGAGGAUGCGCCGGUGAAGAGUAUUGUGGCCUGGACUGCAAUGAUUAAUGGGUACAUGAAGUUUGGGAAGGUUGAUUUAGCUGAGAAGUUAUUUAAAGAAAUGCCCAUGAAGAAUUUAGUCACUUGGAAUGCUAUGAUUGCAGGUUAUGUUGAGAAUUGUAGAGCUGAGGAUGGCUUGAAGCUGUUUAGGAUGAUGAAGAGCUUAAGGAUUAGGCCAAACGCUUCAAGUUUGAGUAGUGUUUUAUUGGGUUGUAGCGAAUUAUCUGCACUGCAGUUUGGUAGGCAAGUUCAUCAAUUAGUUUGUAAGUCCUUGUUGUACAGUGAUACAACAGCAGCGACUUCAUUGAUUAGUAUGUAUUCUAAGUGUGGGGACUUGGAAGAUGCUUGGAAGUUGUUUCUUGAGAUUCAACUAAAAGAUGUUGUGACUUGGAAUGCUAUGAUUUCUGGCUUUGCUCAACAUGGAGCAGGUGAAAAAGCAAUCCAAUUGUUCGGUGAGAUGAAGGAUGAGGGAAUGAACCCAGAUUGGAUCACUUUUGUUGCAGUGUUACUGGCUUGCAACCAUGCAGGAUGGGUAGACCUUGGGAUUCGAUAUUUUGAGUCAAUGGGAAAGGAUUAUGGAAUUGAAGCCAAGCUGGAUCACUAUACCUGCAUGGUUGAUCUUCUUGGUCGAGCUGGGAGGCUAGAUAAAGCUGUAGACUUGAUUAAGAAAAUGCCUUUUAGACCCCAUCCUGCCAUUUUUGGAACCCUGUUGGGUGCUUGUAGGAUCCAUAAAAGAUUGCAUCUGGCUGAGUUUGCUGCCAACAGCUUGCUUAGUCUUGAUCCAACAAAUGCUGCUGGGUAUGUUCAACUUGCUAAUGUUUAUGCAGCUAUGAAUAAAUGGGAUGAUGUUGCUAGAGUUAGACGGUCAAUGAAAGAAAACAAGGUGGUAAAGACGCCUGGAUAUAGUUGGAUUGAGGUGGGAAGUGUUGUUCAUGAGUUUAGAUCCAGUGAUCGGGUUCACAAAGAGCUAACUAGUAUUCAUGAAAAACUGAGAGAACUAGAGAAGAAAAUGAAGUUGGCGGGCUAUGUGCCCGACCUUGAGUUUGCCUUACAUGAUGUAGGAGAAGAACUGAAAGAACAACUUUUGCUGUUUCACAGUGAAAAGCUGGCAAUAGCUUUUGGGAUAAUGAAAGUGCCAUUAGGGACUCCCAUUCGAGUGUUUAAAAACUUGAGAGUAUGUGGGGAUUGCCAUCGUGCUAUCAAGCACAUAUCAGCAAUAGAAAAAAGAGAAAUUAUUGUGAGAGACACAACAAGAUUCCAUCAUUUUAAGGACAGUGUUUGUUCUUGUGGUGACUAUUGGUAAGUUUAUAAAAAUGGUCUUAUGUCUAAGGGGUAAUAUGGAUUUCUGUCAAAAGCUUUUAAAAUGAUUGUUUGAUGACUAUGUUAAGAUUGAUCACCGGCUGGUCAAGCAUGCAGCUAGUAAACUUUUAAAAACA